Octopus sinensis (East Asian common octopus) is the source of this 2186-nucleotide messenger RNA. RefSeq lists its product as uncharacterized. Bases 259 to 1569 code for a protein of 436 amino acids. Gene Ontology annotation, molecular function: oxidoreductase activity. Lineage: Eukaryota; Metazoa; Mollusca; Cephalopoda; Octopoda; Octopodidae. Gene Ontology annotation, biological process: signal transduction. The record is from RefSeq and is a predicted model, not a curated record. The transcript has 8 exons.
UGUUAGUUGUGUGAUGCAAUGUCCCCCUCCGAUACAAAACCCACCACCGCAACCACUGCCACUACCACCUUGCAUUAAUAACACAGAGAACAUAGUACCACUUCUCGCCUUUCUAAUUGAACUUCAUCAUUAAUUGUUGGACCGAAUUUAAAUAAAAUAUACAUAUAUACGUGUCCAGCUUCUAACGGUAUACUCUGAUUCUUGUCUCCUGUCCGUCUUAAACUUUGUUGGACAUAGUAAGAUUGUACAUUGUGAAACAUGGAUCCAGAGAUCGUGAUCAGUUAUGAUAUAAAAGACUUUCCCUUUGUGGAAAGACUAGCUGCUGAAUUGAAACCAUAUGACUGGAAAGUUUGGUACGACAAGCUUCCCAGCUCUAUUUACUCCACUGUUGAGUAUUCAACCUCACAACGUGGCCAGGCUGUAGUUAAAUCAAAGAUCUUUCUGAUGGUUCUGUCUUUGGAUUCCAUUGAGAAUGUAACCUGCCAGAAUGAACUGGCCUUGGCCUACGUUACCAAUUCUAUAAUCAUUCCUGUGGCUCGUAUCGACAAUUUCAAAGAACUUGGUGACCACCUCAACUCAGGAAUGAAACUGAUGCUGUCAAAGUUGAACUGGUGCUUCUUUGGUAGAAGCGACAACUUUGACAAGAAGUUCAAAAUCCUUAUUGGCAGCAUCAAAGCCGACAUGUACAAGAUCGCUCCAAUGCGCUGCUUUACAAAAUCUUCAUCAAACUCACCAAAUUCUAGCAAGUUUGCCACACUUUUUCGACAGAACUCUGUGAUUAAAGAGAGUACAGUGAUGAAGACUUACAAAGAUGAUACCGAUUCGGAUGACUCGGAUUGCCACAGCGAUCUAGAAGUGGAUUCUAACUUCUGGGACCGCCACUUCCCCAGUGAGACCAGCAUCAGUUGGGACAUCUUCAAACAGUGUUUCCUUGUAGACUACGAAGAACAGAUUUCAUCGAAGUAUUCUUACAGCAAGCUCGCAUUCUUCAUCAACAUGAUUUUUCGGGAUAUAUUUCACUGCGAGCAGAAACUGGACCGAGAGGUUUUCAAUCAAUUCUGUCAGAAUGAGAACGGAGAUUCGGAAUCAUUCUAUAACAAACUACAACAGUAUGCUGUGGGCUACCAUGCCAUGAAACAAGUAUUCAACAUGGACAGCCAACAUCGAUUGACCGCUAUUGAAAAUCUCGGUUCCUAUUCUUCACCUGCUGUUUUACACUUUCUGGAAGAUAUGUUACAUGAAUCUGACCCAAAUAUUCGUGCUGUUGCUACCAUAGCCCUGGCCAAAGCAGGUAAAGGAUCAAAGAGAGAAACUGCAGAGAAGAUUCUUCCAAUGCUCCAGGAUAAGGAUCGGAUAGUAAGAGAGAGCGCCGUGUUGUCUUUGGGUAAACUGAAGGACCGUAGCUGUGUGAAAGCCAUCAUAGAUCGCUGGCGAAAUGAUCCAGUGAACGGUGUCCGACAAGUGGCCCAGGAGGCACUGGCACAGAUCGGCGGUGAAGAAGCAGACAGAUGCGUCGCCAUAACUAAACUACUAAUGUCAGAGAUCGAAGCUUUAAAAACCAAAUCUUGAACUACACCCCGCCGUACCCCACCUCGUCCCGCCCCACCCCACCUCGUCCCGCCCCACCCCUAAAUUUUUUUAAUUCCGGUAUCCUGUGACCCACACUCGACACCCCCUUUCUCCACCACCCUGACACCCCCUUUCUCCACCACCCUGACACCCCUUUCCCACCCCCAUACACCUUCCACCCCUAUCCACCCCACCACUCAUUUCGUCCUCCUUCUUUGGAGUACUCUUCUGAGGAUAUUCACCUUUGACCUCUAACCCCUAUUUUCUUCAUUCUCUUAUGUCCUCUCUCUCACUUUUCUCCCCUAUUUCUCUUUCUUUAUUCCACUAGUCUUUAUAUAUAUAUAUAUAUUUAUUUCUUUUUUUCUUCUUUUUUUAUAUUUAAAUUUUCCAAAAGAAAAAUAUUGUUGACUAAUUAAGCAAAUAAUUAAUUAAUCUGUCCAUUUAAUGUGUUUCUCAUCUGUUGUGAGAAAAUUAAAUGUUAUGGUUAUUCCAGUGAGGUUGAUUUUUGCCUUUUAUCCUUUCGGGGUCAAUAAAAUAAAUACCAGUUAAACACUAGGGGUCAAUGUAAUUGACUCUUCUUCUCCCCAAAAUUUCUGCCUGUGUGGCAAAAUUUGAAA